AUUCAGUUACAGAAAAUAGCAGAGAGAGAGAGAGAGAGAUAGAGAGAGAGAGAGAGUGAGUUAUAGUGAGAGAGAAAGAAGGAUGUCAGGGAGAGAGAAAGAAGAGUGGGUGUAUGUGGAGCAACGCAAGGGCGUCAAUGGCCUCGACAUGGUCAUUCUCAGAGAGCCUCGCGGCUGUUCCGUUGAGGUGUAUUUGUAUGGUGCUCAAGUUACUUCUUGGAAGAAUGAACGUAGAGAAGAAUUACUUUUUGUUAGCAAUAAGGCUGUUUUCAAGCCUCCAAAGGCAAUCCGUGGAGGUAUCCCAAUAUGCUUUCCCCAAGUAGGAACUCAUGGUAAUCUGGAACAGCAUGGGUUCGCAAGGAACCGGCUUUGGAGUAUAGAUCCUGAUCCUCCACAAAUGGCAACAAGUAGCUCUAACAAAGCUUUUGUUGAUUUACUUCUUAAGCCCUCUGAAGAAGAUUCAAAGAUCUGGCCUCACAGAUAUGAAUUUCGUCUAAGGGUGGCUCUGGGAGCUGGCGGUGAAUUGAUGUUGACUUCCCGAAUUCGGAAUACAAAUACUGAUGGAAAGCCAUUUACAUUCACAUUUGCUUAUCACACCUAUUUUGCUGUUACUGACAUCAGUGAAGUGCGGGUAGAAGGAUUAGAGACACUGGAUUAUCUGGAUAACCUGAAAGACAAACAGAGAUUUACUGAACAAGGAGAUGCUAUUACAUUUGAAUCUGAAGUGGAUAAAGUAUAUCUCAGUACACCUACAAAAAUUGCUGUUCUGGACCAUGAAAGAAAGAGAACAUUUGAAUUGCGGAAAGAUGGACUUCCAGAUGCUGUUGUGUGGAAUCCAUGGGAUAAGAAGGCAAAGGCAAUACCUGAUUUUGGGCAUGAUGAGUACAAGAGAAUGCUGUGUGUGGAGGCAGCUUGUGUGGAAAAGCCUAUUACUCUGAGACCUGGUGAAGAAUGGAAAGGUAGGCAGGAACUGUCUGCUGUUCCCUCCAGUUACUGCAGUGGACAACUUGAUCCAUCUAAAGUACUCGUUGGUGGUUAAAAGAUAUAUGACCUCAGCUAGCUAUUCUGCUUCAUCCCGUGUACAUACAGUACUAUAAAGUUUUUCUUUCUUUCUUGGCUAAUACAUUGGUAUUGUUUGGUUUAGCCUGACAUUUUGUAAAUUUGUAGAGAUUCGUACCUCCCAAAAAGAAAAAAAAAAAAAAAAAAAAAACAGAAAAAGGGAAGAAAACAUACACAUCUUUAGGCUCUUCUAUUUCUGACCUUAAAAAGAAAGAAGGAAAAGAAAGUUACCUUCUGGAUGGGUUUUCCCUUGACAAUUUUCAUGACUAAAAUUGUCUAAAGCCUUCUUAGUGAAUGGUGUUUGUA
Messenger RNA from Ziziphus jujuba (common jujube), 1365 nucleotides. Its product is annotated as putative glucose-6-phosphate 1-epimerase. Bases 83 to 1039 code for a protein of 318 amino acids. Lineage: Eukaryota; Viridiplantae; Streptophyta; Magnoliopsida; Rosales; Rhamnaceae. Gene Ontology annotation, biological process: carbohydrate metabolic process. Gene Ontology annotation, molecular function: carbohydrate binding; isomerase activity. The record is from RefSeq and is a predicted model, not a curated record. The transcript has 7 exons.